UGUGCCAUUGUGCCUCGUGCCUCGUGCUGUGCCAUGUGUGCAUUAGUUAUAAUUAUUUACUUUUAUUACGCGUUUUAUUACAUAUUUUAUAUAUUUGUGACACCUGCAUUAGACUGCACGUUUUGAAUACUGUUUCGCUGAUAUUUAUUCUGUUAUUUCCAGCUUGGGGUGAUAUAAUUAAUUGAAGGGUGUCCAAUGACUCGAGGUCCAUAGCUUAAGAGCGUGUUAUUGAAGUCAUUUAGAGUUAAAAUUGUUUAAUAAACAUGUUCGAAACUGCUUCCUAACAGAUAAUCCCACUAAUAUAUACCUAAUAUAUAACUUCGCUGUAUACCAUAUACGUACAGUGCAGGAUUCACAGUAUUUCCGUGCUUGAUAUACAUAACAUUCAUAAGUUUGAGUCAGACUUUUGACAUUAAAAUUAACUGACAGUGAAGUGAAUGUGCCCGUGGGUAAUGAAUGUAAAAAGCUCAUCAAUGACGAAUCAAUAACUUACUAUGCAAAAGCGCAUGAAAAAGAAGAACAAUGAUACAAAAACGUAUUUCUGUAGAAAUUGAUAGACCUUUUUUGGGAUUAGAUACAUUGAAUACGAGUUUCAUCGAUUCUGACAAGAAAAUUACCAGUCCACCAAGAAGUCCAUCAAUAUUAUUCCGUGGAUAUCCUAGAACAUAUGACAAGAAUCUGAUGAAGCAAUCUCGACUUGUGUUUCAACUAGCAAAGCACAACGAAAAGAAGAUAUUAUUGCCAAAUAAACCAGCUAGCAUAUUGCCAAAAACAGAAGAAAAUUCCAUAAGUGAUAUUCCUCUAGAAAAAGUAUUUGUUACUUCGAAAAGUAAUACUUCAAGCACCAAUGAAACUGUCGAGGGUGAUGUAAUAGAGCUCAGUCCUACAGAGAGUAGAUGUAAUAGAGCUAGACGUUUAAAAGAGAAAUUAAAGAGGAAUGACAUCAAUUUAUGUGAUACGGAGAAUAGACUACCUGUGGAAAUAUUACUGAAGAAAGACAGGAAAAGAAGAAAGAAAAAACAUCCCAGAGCAACUUAA
Molecule: messenger RNA, 1038 nt
Organism: Camponotus floridanus (Florida carpenter ant)
Lineage: Eukaryota; Metazoa; Arthropoda; Insecta; Hymenoptera; Formicidae
Exons: 5
Coding region: 523-1038 (171 amino acids)
Source: RefSeq, a predicted model, not a curated record